AUUACCGUCAUUGGAGCAGGACAAGCUACAAAGACAGUACGGGAGUCCGUACAGGCACAGAUUGUCUCUCGAUCCAGUUCGUUCACUGUGAACACUGAGUUGUUGAUUGUUGACAAUUUGAUUGCAAAUCUACCAACGCGCGACAUAGACAUCAGCGAUUGGAAGAUACCACCUGGUUUCGCUUUAGCAGACCCUCUGUUCAACAAAGCUGCUCCUGUAGACCUCAUUCUUGGUGCUCGUCAUUACCACACUUUCUUUGAGAAUGCAACUCAGUUCCGUCCUGCACCUCAUCAGCCCGUGAUGAUAGACAGCGUUUUCGGCUGGGUAAUGACUGGUCCAACUGGCAGUGACAAUUCUUCACCUAAAACCGAUCCCACCGCAUCAUAUACAAUCGUCUGUAUGGCAUCCUUGGAGGAUUCGUUACAAAGAUUUUGGCAAUUAGAAAAUUUAACCAUGAAUGAUGGAUACUCACCAGACGAACGACAUUGUGAAUCGUUCUAUAAGCAUACCACCAAACGUGACGAUAGUGGUAGAUAUAUUGUUCGCCUACCGAAACAGCCCGACUUUGAUGCAAAGCUCGGCCUUUCUAGACCUCAGGCCAUUCGUCGUUUUGAGCUUCUCGAGCGGAGAUUGGAACGAGAUCCAGCACUUCGAGAAGCGUACCAAGACUUUAUGAAGGAGUACUUAGCACUGGGUCACAUGUCUCCUAUAAGCACUGAUUGUGAUGAUACAGCUGCUUAUUAUUUACCACACCAUCCAGUUUUUAAAGCGUCAAGUACCACCACAAAGGUCAGAGUAGUUUUUGAUGGCUCGGCUAAAACGUCAACUGGCUUUUCGCUGAAUGAAACUCUGCGGGUUGGACCCAUAGUUCAGGAUGAACUCAUCGAUAUUAUUUUGCGUUUCCGCACCUAUAAGAUUGCUGUCGUAGCUGAUAUCGCCAAAAUGUAUCGACAAAUUGUGCUGCAUCCGGAUGAUCGACGAUUGGUUCGCAUUUUCUUCCGUUUCUCACCGCAAUCGCCGAUUGAAUUGUACGAGCUGAAUACUGUGACAUAUGGUUUGUCUCCAUCAUCGUUCUUGGCCACUCGUACAUUGCUGCAGCUUGCGGAAGAUGAAGGUGCUGACUUUCCACUAGCUUCACCCGCACUGAGACACAAUUUUUAUGUAGACGACUUCAUUGGCGGAGCUAACAGCGUGAGUGAAGCUCGCGAGCUUCGUCAGCAACUUUCCGAGUUACUCUCCAAGGGCGGGUUUGAACUCCGGAAGUGGACAUCCAACUGUUUAGGCGUACUAAGUGGUUUACCAGCAGAGCAUAUCGGUACACAGUCAUCACUGCAGUUUGUGCCGAACGAGACUGUGAAGGCACUUGGUAUCGCAUGGAAGCCCGAACUAGAUGUUUUGUGCUUUGAGUCGACUGCAAUAAUGGAAACCGCCAACCUCACCAUGCGAUCCAUAUUGUCAAACAUUGCUCGAAUGUUUGAUCCACUUGGAUUGAUCGCUCCAGUCAUCAUACGCGCGAAAUUGCUAAUGCAGGAGUUGUGGCUGCAGAAAAUCGGAUGGGACGAUCCGGUCCCUGUACACAUCUGUAACAAAUGGAAAUCGGUUACUGACGACUGGAAGGAUUUGGAAAGCUUCAAAAGCGAACGGUAUGUGCUCUUACCUAACUCUAAAAUACAGUUCCAUACAUUUGCAGACGCGUCAGAAGUUGCUUAUGGUGCCUGCAUUUAUGCGCGCUGUGAGGACCAGCAGGGACGAGUACGAGUCAGCCUGCUCGCGUCGAAAUCGCGUGUAGCUCCACUAAAACGAGUUACAUUACCAAGAUUGGAGCUCUGCGCGGCCGUGUUAGGAGCACAUCUUCAUCAUCGUGUUAGACGCGCUAUGGGAAUCGACACAACCGAAUCGUUUUUCUGGUCGGAUUCGACGGUAACGCUAAACUGGAUAGCGUCUCCACCCAACACCUGGAAAACAUUCGUGGCGAAUCGUGUUGCUGAGAUCCAGAACUAUUCGCACCCUCGUCAAUGGAAACACAUUCCCGGUUCAUCGAAUCCCGCCGAUCUGGUGUCUCGAGGGAUGUCAGCAGCUGAAAUGCUAAAAGGAUCGAUUUGGAGCUGUGGUCCUGAAUGGUUGGCGCUAUCCCCCUCCAAAUGGCCAAUGUCAAAUCCAUCACUGACUGCUGAAACGGAUAUGGAAAUUCGUCAGACACGUACACUACAGUCAUCACAAGUUACCUCAGCAGCAUUACCGAUCACCCCUGAGGCUAUAGAAGCAGCUAAAAUCGUGCUUUGUAAACUGGCACAAGAGCACGAGUUUUCAUCAGAGAUCCAACUGCUGAAAAGGGAGAAAUGGUACGAAAACAAUCACCUCUACGGCGAUUGA
Molecule: messenger RNA, 2373 nt
Organism: Anopheles merus
Lineage: Eukaryota; Metazoa; Arthropoda; Insecta; Diptera; Culicidae
Exons: 2
Coding region: 301-2373 (690 amino acids)
Source: RefSeq, a predicted model, not a curated record